Messenger RNA from Eimeria tenella, 1299 nucleotides. RefSeq lists its product as uncharacterized. Gene Ontology annotation, cellular component: endoplasmic reticulum membrane. The coding region runs from base 1 to 1299 and encodes 432 amino acids. Gene Ontology annotation, molecular function: protein binding; GTPase activator activity; guanyl-nucleotide exchange factor activity. The record is from RefSeq and is a predicted model, not a curated record. The transcript has 9 exons. Lineage: Eukaryota; Apicomplexa; Conoidasida; Eucoccidiorida; Eimeriidae. Gene Ontology annotation, biological process: protein secretion.
AUGCCCGCCCCGGUGGUGUCCUACUUGAACUACCCGAUCUACUCGGCGGCGAGCGACGGCACGUUCAUAGUCACUUCCGGCGGCGGCGGCGGCAAAGACUAUGGAAUUGAAGACAAACUGGAAGCACACACCUACAACCCAGAGACACAGAAGAUCGUCACAAUCGACGCGGCAGCAGCAGGCUGCGUGGUGGACUCCAUUAACUACAACUCAACAGUAGGGCUGCUCAACCAGCAGCAGCAGCAGCAGCAGCAGCAAAAUGGUUUAAAUGAACAAAUCUUUUGCUGCAUGCGACUGCAGGUCAAUCUCUUCUGCGGCUGCAGCGACAGAGAAUGUCUCAUAAUGAAGGUGGACGACAGCAAUGGCUUGCAAAUUCUGCACCGCUUCGGAACCGAACAGACAAAGAAACGCCUCAUCGUCGCCAGAUUCUCCCCCUCCGGCGAAUAUAUCAUUUCCGGCGGGGAAGACAAAAUCUUAAGGGUGUGGAGGGUGAUAGUUGAGCAGCCGCAAGCGAAGGAAACUGCAGCAAGCCAGCAGCAGCAGCUGCAGCUGCAGCAGCAGCAGCAGCAGCAGGAAGUCCGCACAGAGUUGGUGUCUGAAAUUCAAGCCAGCAUUGGCGACAUAAGAGAUGUCACUAUGAGCGACGACUCCCACCUGGGCGCGGAAGCAGCUGCAGCAAGUAGCAACAAAAAAGUGGACGAGCCCCCGCCUGCUGCCUCCGCAGCAGCAGCAGCAGCAGCAGCAGCAGCAAAACUAGUUGAAGUUUGUUCUAUUUGCUGCGACUCUUCUUCUCCUUGCUGCCAACUGGCGCUUUCUGCUGACCACCAGCGAGUGGCCAUUGGCCUCGCGAAUGGCUCUUGCAAAGUCUUCGACAGGAGGCUCAAGCUGCUGGGGAAGCAAGCAGCACAUGAGCUGCCAGUAACUGGUCUUUGCUUCUUACAGGACGGCCAGCUGCUCGUCUCCACUAGUGCAGACUAUUCUGUUGCUAUCCUCGACACAUCUCCCCGGAAGCUGCUGCGGUGCUCCAGCUGCUGCUGCUGCUCGUUUUUGGUGCUGCUGCUCUUCCUUGCUGCUGGAUUCGUGCUGCUGCAGCACAUGCUAUACGUGGGGCAGCAGCAAAUGCUGCUGCGGCAGCAGGCCCUUACUUCUGGGAACCUUGAAGCAACACUGGGAGAUAUUCUUGCAGAGCGGCUGCAGCAGCAGCAGCAACAACAGCAGCAGCAGCAGCAGCAGCAGCAGCAGCAGCCGUAUAAGGAGCAGCCUAAGCCCCGUGGCAAAAGUCCACAUGAUGAGCUGUAG